Messenger RNA from Bufo bufo (common toad), 4041 nucleotides. It is a transcript of the gene PDGFRB, whose product is annotated as platelet derived growth factor receptor beta. Gene Ontology annotation, biological process: cell surface receptor protein tyrosine kinase signaling pathway; angiogenesis; multicellular organism development. The record is from RefSeq and is a predicted model, not a curated record. The transcript has 23 exons. NCBI's taxonomy places the organism in Eukaryota, Metazoa, Chordata, Amphibia, Anura, Bufonidae. Bases 522 to 3752 code for a protein of 1076 amino acids. Gene Ontology annotation, molecular function: platelet-derived growth factor binding; ATP binding; platelet-derived growth factor beta-receptor activity. Gene Ontology annotation, cellular component: signaling receptor complex.
CUCACACUGAGGGGAGAGCAGAAGGAGGGGGAGGCACUUAGUUAAAAAAAAAAUCAAGAAAAAGAAAAGGGGAGUAGAAGACUCAGUCCAGCUGAGUGGAGAGACAACUUCUGACUUCUUCUUUGACUUUCCUUCUGCCUUCAAAGCCUCCGCAUUUUCAGGGAAAACACUUUUGAUGACUCCUUGACUCUCAAAGACUUUUACUUUGACUCUCUUAAACAAAACAUACUGUAAAAGUUUCUGAACUUCAAGAUGCUGCUGGACUCAGUUGCUUAAUCCAUUCUGCAAGACAUUAACAGCUUGGCAAAACUUCUUUUCCCUUUUUUCUUUUCCGGAAUCUUUCUUAUUAAAUCCAAUGGAAAAUUUAGCGAAACAUUCCAGCAUUUAACUUCAGGACCUCAGAGAGAAAAAAAAAGAAAACAGGAAGGGCUAUCUGAAUGUCUUCUGCAGAGAUUUAAAGGAGCCUGAAGAUCACGCUACCAAGAGAGUACUACUGGAGUCCUUACUGACAAACAUAGAAGAUGAAUCUACAGCUAAUUACAGGAUUGUUAAUGCUGUCAUGGACAGCUUCAUCGCAGGACCUCAACCAGAGUACACCUGAAAUUGUCCUCAAUAUGUUCAGCUCUUUCUCAAUAAGCUGCUCAGCUGAAACCAUCACUGCUUGGAAACAUGACGAUCAUUUCAUUAAUUCAACGCUGGAAUUUAAUGUCAAUGAGUUCACUAAUACACUUACCCUGCAGAAUGUGACUGGGCAUAACACAGGAAUGUACACCUGUGUGUACAACGGUUCACAGAACCAUGAAAAACCAGAGGUGAAAUCCAUCUACAUUUUUGUACCUGAUCCUACUAUGGUGUUUUUGCCAAUUAAAGAACAUGAUGUGUUCGUGUUUGUGGCUGUGAACAGUAAAGCCACCAUUCCCUGUCGUGUUACCAACCCCAACAUGAGCGUGACUCUUCAUGAGAGGGGUAAUGAUGAUGAAAUUCCAUACCUCUAUGACAACAAGAAGGGUUUCACUGGAAUUUUCCAAGAUGUCAAUUAUUAUUGUAAAGCUUCAAUGGACGGGAUUGAAGUUAACUCAAAUCCAUAUUAUAUCUACUCAAUACAAGUGUCGGAUGAACUCAAGGUGACAGUGAAAGCCUCAAAUAGUAUAGUGAAGAAGGGAGAAAAUAUUACAGUUUCCUGUACAGUGACUGAAAAUGAAAUUCUAAACUUUACCUGGUACUAUCCGGGUACCAAGACUAAUAGGCCACAUACUAUCGAAAAUUUCAUGGGAAGUAAUUCAGUGAUUUCCCAGUUGACAAUACUAGAAGCCAAUUUGGAGGACUCUGGAAAUUAUACUUGUAUGGUGGAGGAGACACUACAAGGAAUCUUUGAGAUGCAAAGUGUUUACAUAGAAGUAAAAGAAAAAGGUUUUGUGACACUCGAUGCUGCAGAAACAGAACAAACAGCCGAUUUGCACAAAAGCAUAUCACUUGAGGUAUACAUCGAUGCUUACCCUCCACCUAUCAUUGAGUGGCUAAAAAAUGGUGUCUUGCUAACAGGAAACACCUCAAACCAAAUGAAUGUUAUAAACCGGAACAUUUCUGAGACUGAGUAUGCCAGUUAUUUGAAUAUUGUGAGAGUGAAAGAAAAAGAUGGCGGUAACUACACCAUCAGGGUACAUAACGAGGACGAUGUUCAAGCUAUUCAUUUUAACCUUCAGAUAAACGUUCCAGUGGAAAUACAGGAAAUAAUUGACACUCACCCAGCAAGUGGUGGACAAUUAGUGAUAUGUGUGGGCAAAGGUAUGCCAAUGCCAAACAUCACCUGGUUCUUCUGCAGUGAAAUAAAAAGAUGUAGCAGUAAGAGGUGGGACCUGUGGAAACCCAUCGACCACAUAACAUCACAAAUGGAAUUUGAUGUGAACACCACUUAUACCCAGCCAGAAUAUGGAACGUAUCAGGUCAAGAGUGUACUCCAUGUCCGGAGUGUGGGAGAUUCUGUGUCAGUGCGUUGUGCUGGGGAAAAUGACCUUGGAGUUCAACACCACCGAGAUGUGACACUUGUGCCUCAUUACCUAACCUUCAAAGUCAUGCUAAUUUCUGCGGUUCUCGCCCUGAUUGUGCUGUUUGUGAUUUUCCUGAUCAUCCUUAUUGCUCUCUGGCGAAAGAAGCCACGUUAUGAAAUUCGGUGGAAGGUAAUAGAGUCGGUCAGCCCAGAUGGACAUGAAUACAUCUACGUGGAUCCUCUACAGCUUCCGUAUGACUCAAGCUGGGAAAUUUCAAGAGACAAACUAGUCCUAGGCCGAACACUUGGCUCUGGAGCAUUUGGCAGAGUGGUAGAAGCUACAGCUCAUGGAUUAGGACAUGCUCAGUCAUCUACAAAAGUAGCUGUAAAGAUGCUGAAAUCCACUGCUCGGAGCAGCGAGAAACAGGCUCUCAUGUCAGAACUGAAGAUUAUGAGUCAUCUGGGUCCACACUUAAAUAUUGUCAACUUAUUGGCAGCAUGCACCAAGGGAGGGCCAAUAUAUAUAGUUACAGAGUAUUGCCGAUAUGGAGAUCUUGUGGAUUAUUUGCAUAAAAACAAGCAUACCUUCCUCCAAUACUAUGCUGAGAAGAACCGGAAGGAAACUGAAGUCUACAGUAAUACCUCCACAGCGGAAAGAAUGUCGAGUCACAUUUCAGUUUCCAUAGAAAGCGAUGGCGGUUACAUGGAUAUGAGCAAAGAUGACAUUUACUAUGUGCCAAUGCUGGAUCUUAAGGAUGAAAUCAAAUAUGCUGAGAUAGAACCUUGCAACUAUGGAACUACCUAUGAACUAGAAAACUACUCCAAUUCUGCUCCAGAAAGGACACGUUAUUCCACUGUAGUCAACGAAUCACCAGUCCUUAGUUUUACUGAUUUAAUUGGAUUCAGCUACCAAGUUGCCAAUGGAAUGGAGUUUCUUGCGUCUAAAAAUUGUGUUCACCGUGACUUGGCUGCAAGAAACGUAUUGAUUUGUGAGGGGAAACUAGUGAAAAUUUGUGACUUUGGACUAGCCAGAGACAUUGUGAGAGACUCCAACUACAUUUCCAAAGGCAACACUUUCCUGCCUCUGAAGUGGAUGGCCCCAGAAAGCAUUUUCAACAACCUGUACACAACUCUCAGCGAUGUCUGGUCAUUUGGAAUUCUUCUUUGGGAAAUAUUCACAUUGGGUGGAACACCAUAUCCUGAAUUGCCAAUGAAUGAACAGUUCUACAAUGCCAUAAAGCGAGGCUAUAGGAUGUCAAAACCAUCGUAUGCCUCAGAAGCAGUCUAUGAGAUUAUGCAAAAAUGCUGGGAUGAAAAGUUUGAAAAAAGGCCAACUUUUUCCAGCUUGGUGACUCUGACUGGAAACCUUUUAGCUGAUGGCUACAAACAGAGAUACAAACAAGUAAAUGAAGAAUUUUUAAGAAGUGAUCAUCCUGCUGUCGUUCGUGUGAGGCCUCAAGCAACUAAAAUAAAUAAUCCAGUCUAUGAGGGAGAAAGUAUUUCAAAUAUUCUAUAUUCAGCAGUACAACCAAAUGACAGUGAAUAUAUUAUCCCUCUGCCUGACCCUAAGCCCGAGGACUCUGAUAACGUGCUGAAUGAGAACUCAGAAAGUCGACCAAGCUCUACACUGCAAGAAGGAAACACAUCUUCUACAAUUUCCUGUGAUAGCCCUCUAGGGCAGCCAGAACAAGAGGUCGAAAGUGAAGUCCAGAGUCAUACCCAGGAAGAUGAGCAGGUGCAUCAUGAGGAGGAGAGCUUCCUGUAGAAGAUACCGGCAGCAAUGAUCUUACUUCACUAUGGAACAUGGUACAAUGUACUGUAUGGAACAGAUAUUCCAACUUUAUGCAAUAAUGUCAUUUGGGCCUUCUAUGUUGUGAAGACCAAAAAUAUCAUCCUGACCAAAGAUAUGCUCCAGUCUUGGGCACAUCCACAGUGCCAGAAUAUACCAAAAAUUUAACUUUUCUGAUCUGCUAUGAGAUCUAAGUGCAAUAUUUAAAAAUGAACAGCAAAUUGAUGCACUGAAAUGAGGAGAAGACCAUAAGAACUUUUUAAAG